UCGUAUAGUGGCGGGGCGUCCCAUGCACUGCCAGGUCCCUGGGAUAGAAUACACCAUGGGGAAGAGGGCAGUGCAGACCAUGCUGGAGGGGGCCACAGCCGUCGCCCUGUCCUACAGCGGGGUCCUCUACAUCGCAGAGACGGACGAGAAGAAAAUCCACCGCAUCCGACAGGUGUCGACUGAUGGGGAAAUAACCCAGCUAGCUGGAGAGCCUUCUGACUGUGACUGCAAGAACGAUGCCAACUGUGACUGCUAUCAAACAGGAGACGGCUAUGCUAAAGACGCGAGGCUGAACUGUCCUGCGUCUUUAGUGGUAUCUCCGGAUGGGACGCUGUAUGUGGCUGAUCUGGGAAACAUCCGGAUUCGAGCCAUACGCUGCAACCAACCCCCCACUGUGGCUCUGCAGGCCUGGCAUGGUGGACUCAUGAAGAGUCUGAGCUUUGAAGAGAUCAGCAGCUUCAGCAGUGUGCUCCGUCACAGGCUAAACCACACCGUGUACAACAACAUGCUUUAG
Molecule: messenger RNA, 514 nt
Organism: Notothenia coriiceps (black rockcod)
Lineage: Eukaryota; Metazoa; Chordata; Actinopteri; Perciformes; Nototheniidae
Product: teneurin-3-like
Exons: 4
Coding region: 23-514 (163 amino acids)
Biological process (GO): heterophilic cell-cell adhesion; neuron development
Cellular component (GO): neuron projection
Molecular function (GO): protein heterodimerization activity; cell adhesion molecule binding; protein homodimerization activity
Source: RefSeq, a predicted model, not a curated record